This is a messenger RNA of Nanorana parkeri, 692 nucleotides long. RefSeq names its product family with sequence similarity 96 member B (gene CIAO2B). NCBI's taxonomy places the organism in Eukaryota, Metazoa, Chordata, Amphibia, Anura, Dicroglossidae. Gene Ontology annotation, cellular component: cytosolic [4Fe-4S] assembly targeting complex. The coding region runs from base 70 to 546 and encodes 158 amino acids. Gene Ontology annotation, biological process: iron-sulfur cluster assembly. The transcript has 5 exons. The record is from RefSeq and is a predicted model, not a curated record.
GCGCUCGUCACGUGACCGGAGCCUGUUCUGAUGUUUUCCGGGAAGCGCUGGUAGUGUGUAUCCCCGGAGAUGGUGGGUGGCAGUCAGCUGGAGAAUGCCAAUCCGCUCAUCUACCAGCGGAGCGGAGAGCGCCAAGUGACCGCACGGGACGAGGAUGAGGAGCUGCACGACAAGAUCGACGAUCGAGAGAUAUUCGAUCUCAUUCGUUCCAUCAAUGACCCGGAGCACCCGCUGAGCCUGGAGGAGCUGAAUGUUCUGGAGGAGAUCCGGGUCAAGGCAGAUGAUGACGAGAGCACUGUGUCUGUGGAGUUCACUCCCACAAUCCCGCACUGCAGCAUGGCCACCCUUAUCGGUCUGUCCAUUAAGGUAAAGCUCCUGCGCUCUCUACCCGAGCGGUUUAAGGUAGAUGUCCAUAUCACCCCCGGUACACAUGCUUCAGAACACGCCGUCAAUAAACAGCUGGCAGACAAAGAGCGCGUGGCGGCCGCUCUGGAGAAUUCGCACUUGUUGGAAGUCGUGAACCAAUGCCUGUCUGCAAGAUCCUGACUCCGCCUGUACCAAGCGUCCGAUCGUUUACCACAGCCUGCUGCUAAUCUGCCUGUUCAUAGCUCUUAGUGCUGCUAUUGUCUUCUUGUGUUUUAUAACCAACAAUUUAUAGGUUGAUGUGUAUAAUAUAAGUGUGUUUUAUGUCA